GCGGCGGUGGGUUCGUGCGGGGGCGCGCGUGGACGCAGCUCGGCGGGCCGAGCGGAACAAAGCGCGGCGGGAGAAAGAAACGGGAAGAGUGCGUGGCUGUUAUGGCCCUUGGACUCGCCUCCCCAGUAGGGCUGCUCUCUGAUGACGAACCUGCCGUUUCUCCUGUGCUGGAAUCCACGGUGGCAGAGUGUGGGGCUGGCUUACGCAAAGCUCUUCUGCCAGAUUUCUCGGCCAUCUCUGCAAGCCCUGAGCAGGCAGCUUCUGAUGACAAUGGGAAGGUGAAGGUGUACGCAAGAGUGCGCCCUCUGAAGCUGGCAGAGGUGGAGAAGCAAGAGGAUCAAGGCUGUGUCUGCAUUGAGAAUCCUGAGACCCUCCUCCUCAAAGCCCCCAAAGAUUCCUUCACCAUGAGAAAUACUGAGCGAGGAGUUGGCCAGGCAGUGCACAAAUUCACCUUCACCAAGAUCUUUGGGCCAGAGGUGGAUCAGAAGUCCUUUUUUGAUGCAACAAUGAAGGAGGUGGUGAAGGAUGUGCUCAGUGGGCAGAACUGGCUUGUUUACACCUAUGGAGUCACGAAUUCAGGGAAGACCUAUACUAUCCAGGGAAGUGGUACUGAUGGGGGAAUCCUGCCUCGUUCCCUGGGGAUCAUAUUCAGUAGUAUUGGGACACGGUUGUACCGGGCCACAGACCUGAAGCCCUGCCUCUCGUGUGAGGUUACCUGGCUGGACAGCAAGCAGGUUCGUCAGGAGGAAACCAAGAAGAAGGCUCUGCUAUGCGGCGUGUUGAAGGAGGAAGAGCUGUUGACAUCUCUGAGCAAGACCCCCAAGCUCCAAGCUGGCACAAGCAGCAGCACUGACAGUGGCAUCGGCAGCCUCUCUUCCACCUGCCACUCUGCCAGCCAGACAAGCAGCAGCCAGCUGGAAGAGACAGGUCUUCGCUGGCCUGACCCAGAUAGUGUCUCCCUUCUGGCACAAGAUGAUGUGCAAUUUUCCAUCUGGGUCUCCUUCUUUGAGAUCUACAAUGAAAUGAUUUAUGACUUGCUGGAAGUGAGCCCAUUUGGCCGAAACCGCAAAGGCUCCAUGCUGCGGCUGUGUGAAGAUCAGACUGGCAACCCCUACGUGAAAGAUCUGAACUGGAUCAAUGUUCAGGAUGCUGAUGAGGCCUGGAAGCUGUUGAAGCUGGGUCGGAGAAAUCAAAGCUUUGCCAGCACCCACAUGAACCAGAAUUCCAGCCGCAGUCACAGCAUCUUCUCCAUUCGAAUUCUGCACCUGCAGGGAAGCAGUGGCGAAGUGGUCCCAAAGAUCAGCGAACUGUCGCUGUGUGACCUUGCCGGAUCGGAGCGCUGCAAAGAGCAGAGAGCCUGGGACCGGAUGAAAGAGGCCAAUAACAUCAACACGUCUUUGCACACGCUGGGGCGCUGCCUCUCCCUGCUGCGCCAGAACCAGCAGUCGGGCAACAGGUUGAAGCAGAGCCUUGUGCCCUUCCGAGACAGCAAGCUCACACGCGUGUUCCAGGGGUUCUUCACAGGGCGUGGGCAGUCCUGCAUGGUUGUUAACAUCAAUCCUUGUGCUUCCUCAUACGAUGAGACCCUCCAUGUGGCGAAGUUUUCUGCCAUUGCCAGCCAGCUUGUUCAAGCUCCUGUGAAGAUGGGAGCCCGGUCCAUCCGCGCUCUCAUCAAGGAACACGGCAUCCGAACUAAGAGGGCCCCUGCGGCUCCCUUGGAGGAAGAAGAAGAAGAAGAAGAAGAAGAGACCAGUGGAGAGAGUGAGGAUGAAGCGGACAUGACUCUAUAUGAUAAAGAGGACCUCCUACGUGUGGUGGAGGCUGUGCAGAACCUGCUGCUGAAGGAGCGGCGGGAAAAGCUCCAGCUGGAAAUGCGUCUCCGUGAUGAGAUCUGCACCGAGGUGAUGGAACUCCUGCAGCAGAAGGAACAGUGGAGCAGUGAUCAUUUGGAUGCCCAGAAGGAGAUGCUGGAGGAAAUGUACGAGGACCGGCUGAACAACCUGAGGGAGUCUCUGAAAGAAUACUACAUGGCGGAGAUCGAGAAUCGGGAUGAUAAGAUUGAAGAGCUGGAAGCUGCCCUGGAAGAAGCCAGACGGCAGCAGAAACCCCAGGAAACUGAGCCGCAGGAGGCCAAGGAGAGCCUGCGCCGUUCCAAACGCACCACCUCGGUCCAUCAGCAGGAACUGACGGAGGCGAAAGCAAAGCUGAAUGCGGCCAAUGAAGAGCUGCGUAAGUACCGGAAGAUGCUGGAGCCCCCGCUUUCUGCAAAGCCAUUCACUCUGGAUGUGGACCGGAAGCUAGAGGAAGGCCAAAAGCAUGUGAGGCUGCUGCGUUCUGAACUGCUGCAACUCGGGGAGUCACUCCAGUCCGCCGAAAGAGCGUGUUGUCACAGCACAAGUGCCGGGAAGCUCCGUGAGACCCUCUCCAAGUGUGACAGCAUCCUAGUCAAGCAGGACCAGACACUAGCUGAACUUCAGAACAACAUGAUGCUAGUGAAGCUUGACCUACGGAAGAAAGCAGCCUGUAUUGCUGAGCAGUAUCAAACUGUACAAAGGCUUCAAGCAGCAACACUACCCCCACCUACUUCUUCCAUCAAAAAACGGUUUGGUGACAACAGUGAAAAUAUGCAGCCCAAAAGUCAGCCUCCCAUCAAGAAGCCUUUCUUGCACAACUUCCUGACUCGUUCAGCAGCCCGGCCUGCUACACCAACAGAGAGCCCGUAUGCUCGUAUUUUACGAGCCCGGCGGUCCCCACCACUCAAAUCUGUGACCCUGGGCAAAAAACACUGAAUGCUUUUGUGCUACAGGCACAUGGCUGGGCACCGCUAGUCGCUUCCCUUGAAUAUAAUUGGUUGGAUCCAGUCAGUCACCCCCAACAUAGACCUAUUAUAAAUCAAUGGAACAUUGAUUUGAGUGUAAGUCUGGAUCCAACCCAAUGAAUAUAAAUCAUUGUAUUAAGUGUGUUAAGGCCUGAAUUUAUUAUAAAUCUUUGUUUUCCCAAAGAUGGUUACUAUGCAUGCCCUCUCUUUCUUUCAGGCCAGCUGCUACUGCACUGUAUAUGUAACCUCGAUUUGUAACUUUUGUAUGUUUAAUUUUCAAACUGUGUGUUUCUGCAUGCUAAAUAAUUU
Messenger RNA from Varanus komodoensis (Komodo dragon), 3127 nucleotides. It is a transcript of the gene KIF20A, whose product is annotated as kinesin family member 20A. Gene Ontology annotation, biological process: microtubule-based movement. Gene Ontology annotation, molecular function: ATP hydrolysis activity; ATP binding; microtubule binding. Lineage: Eukaryota; Metazoa; Chordata; Lepidosauria; Squamata; Varanidae. The coding region runs from base 102 to 2789 and encodes 895 amino acids. The transcript is spliced from 19 exons. Gene Ontology annotation, cellular component: microtubule; kinesin complex; nucleus. The record is from RefSeq and is a predicted model, not a curated record.